GUGAAAAAUGAGACGCUGAUAGCUGCGUGUAACCGUGCCAAGGGUAGCAACGGUCGUAUUCAUCUAGCUGGUCUUGUUUCUGAUGGAGGAGUGCAUUCCCACAUAGAUCAUCUGUUCGCUUUGAUAAAAUGCAUCAAGCAACUGGGUGUACCGGAAUGCUUCCUUCAUUUUUACGGAGAUGGUCGUGACACUUCGCCGACUAGUGGGGUUGGCUUCCUCGAGAAGACCAUUGCCUUUAUGAAGGAGCAAUCCUAUUGCCAUUUGGCAACCAUUGUUGGACGUUACUACGCGAUGGACCGUGAUAAGCGUUGGGAACGAAUUUGCGUGGCCUAUGAAGCUAUGAUUGGAGGAAAAGGCGAGGCGUGCUCUGUUGACGAGGCUCCAGCUCUAGUGCGAAAGCGCUACGAAGCUCAAGAAACCGACGAGUUCCUCAAGCCAAUCAUCCUGAAUGGAGAAAAGGCAAGAGUAAAGGACGGUGACACGCUCAUUUUCUUCGAUUAUAGAGCCGAUCGAAUGAGAGAGAUUUCUGAGGUGAUGGGAAUGGAGCGUUAUAAGGAUUGCAAAUCGUCUUUGCCUCAUCCCAAAGAUUUGCAAGUCAUAGGCAUGACGCAGUACAAGAUAGAGUUCCCGUUCCCCGCACUGUUCCCUCCGCUUUCCAACAAGAACGUGCUGGCUGAGUGGCUAGCCACACAGAAACUGACUCAGUUCCAUUGUGCUGAAACUGAGAAGUAUGCGCACGUGACGUUCUUCUUCAAUGGAGGAGUUGAGAAGCAGUUCGAGAACGAGGAAAGAUGCAUGGUUCCCAGUCCAAAGGUGGCAACGUAUGACUUGAUGCCGGAAAUGUCUUCAGCCGGUGUAGCUGACAAAAUGGUGGAGGUCAUCAAGGCGAAGAAGCAUCCCUUCGUUAUGUGCAACUUCGCACCUCCUGAUAUGGUUGGCCAUACAGGACUCACUGAUCGAGCACCAGCUCUGUGUGAUGUCGCUCCGACCGUCCUCACUGUCAUGGGAUUGCCCCAGCCUACGGAGAUGAGUGGCGUCUCUUUGGUGGAGAAAGCUUAA
Molecule: messenger RNA, 1059 nt
Organism: Cooperia oncophora
Lineage: Eukaryota; Metazoa; Nematoda; Chromadorea; Rhabditida; Trichostrongylidae
Source: the annotation of a GenBank genome assembly